Molecule: messenger RNA, 297 nt
Organism: Caenorhabditis briggsae
Lineage: Eukaryota; Metazoa; Nematoda; Chromadorea; Rhabditida; Rhabditidae
Exons: 2
Coding region: 1-297 (98 amino acids)
Source: RefSeq, a predicted model, not a curated record
AUGCUGCAAGAAUUCGAUGAAUCCACGGAAAACUUCGUAAGUGCCGUAAUAGCUGCUUUGGAAAAACAUAAAAAAGUGGAAGAAAUCAAGGAUUUACGAAGAUAUGUUCUGCAGCGUAAUGUUGAAGCCAAUAUUGAAAAAUAUGCCAGUUGGCGAGUCGACCAGGUCAGAGCUCAACGAAGAAUGAUUCGGGAACUCGAACAACUUCGUGUUGCCUCCAAACAAACUCAAACUGAAACUUCCAAAGAACCACCACUACCGAUCACCAAUCAAGCUUCAUGCUGUGCAAUUCUUUAA